CUUAGUCAAAUUUAUAUCUGCAGAUGAUUCUCUGGAAACAUAGUAUAAAUUUGUGCCCCUACCUGCACAGUGCUCACAGAAACAAUUCCAAGAGAUCACACAUUACAACUCUUUUCAAAAGAUCACAAAUUAGAGCUUGGAAGUUUCAGAUCAAUAGGAUGGAUGCAAGGUGUGCAAACAUCUGGAGCUCUGCUGAUGCAAGGAGUGAGGAAUCUGAGAUGAUUGAUCAACUAAAGUCCAUGUUCUGGAGCAGCACUGAUGCUGAAAUCAACUUUUAUUCUCCUGACAGUAGUGUAAAUUCUUGUGUCACAACUAGCACAAUGCCUAGCAGCUUGUUUCUUCCUCUGAUGGAUGAUGAGGGAUUUGGCACAGUGCAAUUGAUGGUUAGCACUGGCAUGGAUAUGUGUUCUGAUCAUCAGCAUCAGGUCAUCACUGGGAACAAGAGGAUGUUCCCCAUGGAUGAGCACUUUGAGCAGCAGCAGAAGAAGCCGAAGAAGAAAACCCGAACUUCUCGCUCGGUAGGUCAAUUUGGCAUGAGAAUUUUGGUUCAUGCUUAAACUGUUGUAAUGACUAAAAUUCAUUUUAUUUUAGGUAUCAAGUAGUUCAACCAUUACUGACUAUGAGACUAGCUCUGAACUUGUCAAUCCUAGCUGUUCCUCCGGGAGCAGCGUCGGAGAGGAUUCAAUUGCUGCAACUGAUGGAUCUGUAGUGCUGAAACAAAGUGACAAUUCAAGAGGCCAUAAGCAGUGCUCCAAGGA
Molecule: messenger RNA, 758 nt
Organism: Oryza sativa Japonica Group (Japanese rice)
Lineage: Eukaryota; Viridiplantae; Streptophyta; Magnoliopsida; Poales; Poaceae
Source: RefSeq, a predicted model, not a curated record